Molecule: messenger RNA, 1156 nt
Organism: Megalopta genalis
Lineage: Eukaryota; Metazoa; Arthropoda; Insecta; Hymenoptera; Halictidae
Source: RefSeq, a predicted model, not a curated record
CUUCUUGUUGCAGACAUUUACCAGCAGAUCAUUCAGUCGGCCUGAAUGAUGUAACUUCAAAGUAUACGGUAAUCAAUUUAGUAGGUCCUAAAGCUACAGGCCUGUUAUCCGAGCUUUCUAAUUCUAACAUUAAUCUAUCUCCUUUCACGUACAAGGUAAAAACAACUUCACCUGUUGCAGCUAAAUGGGAUCAUUUACAACAAGAAAUGUGGUAGAUAUUUUGGUGAUCCCAUUUAACUGUAGCAUCGUGUAUACUUCAGAAUAUGAGUCUACAGAACAGUUAUCAUGUCAACAGACUGCAAACGUAGCAUACGCCUCAGACGUUAUGAUAAUGUCAUUUACAAACACUGGUGAAUCUGGUUACUGCUUAUAUAUACCUUCAGAGUAUGCGCUACACGUAUAUGAGACGUUAAUGGAAGUAGGUAAAGAUUAUGGGGUACGAGACGUGGGUGUUCUCACACAACGUUUUAUGCGAAUAGAACGAUUUAUUCCCUUUUGGGCUGAAGAGUUAACACCAUUUGUUACCCCAUAUGAAGCUGGAAGUGGAUAUAGUGUAAAGUUAAAUAAGGAGUAUUUCAUUGGAAAAUUUGCUUUGCAAUAUCAAAAAGAGCAGGGUGUGACGAAACGAUUAGUAUUAUUCGUUGUUAAUGAACUGGAUAUAAACAAAGACGUAUGGCCAUGGGGUGGAGAACCUAUUUAUAGAAACAAUAAAUUUGUAGGAACUGUGACAUCAGCUGGGUAUGGUUUUGCAACUGAGAAACAUAUUUGCCUUGGUUUCAUUAGUUUACCUGGAACAAGGCAUGCGCAACCGAAUAAGAAUAUUGUUACAACAGAUUUUAUAAUGAAUCCUAUGGCUCGUUACGAAAUCGAUAUUGCUGGUACUAGAUUUCCUAUUAAGCCUCAUAUUUAUCCUUUACCGAUACCAGCAUUGAGCACUAAAUUAAAUAAAAAAUAUAUUCCUACCCCUAUCAUUGGAUAUGAAAACGAUGCUUUCCGAUAUUAAAAAGGAGAGGCCAAUUUCUUGCUUUUUGACGAGGUUGCAGAUAGUCUGAAUUAUUUAAACGUAUUUAUAAUUUUAUAGUUCAUAUUAUACUUUUACUAUUUUAAGUGAAACGUACUUAUACAUUUACUGAAAAUAUAUAAAUAUUUAAAAUUU